Helobdella robusta is the source of this 2018-nucleotide messenger RNA. RefSeq lists its product as hypothetical. The record is from RefSeq and is a predicted model, not a curated record. Gene Ontology annotation, biological process: regulation of transcription by RNA polymerase II. Gene Ontology annotation, cellular component: histone deacetylase complex. The transcript is spliced from 14 exons. The coding region runs from base 112 to 1683 and encodes 523 amino acids. Gene Ontology annotation, molecular function: transcription corepressor activity; protein binding. Lineage: Eukaryota; Metazoa; Annelida; Clitellata; Rhynchobdellida; Glossiphoniidae.
ACGCGCGUUUAGUAUUUGUUUCUUUUCUUUAUUUUAUAAUGGUUCAAAUUAUGCCGUAAACUUUUUUAUCCUUUUCAUAAACAUUUUAUAUUGUAUAAACUUUUAUUGAAAAUGAGUUUUAGCAGUGACGAGGUUAACUAUUUAGUCUAUCGAUAUCUCAUUGAGUCCGGUUUCACACACGCGGCAUACACAUUUGGAAUAGAGAGUCACAUCAGCCAUUCCAACAUAAAUGGCUCCAUCGUUCCUCCAGCCGCACUGCUCAACAUCAUCCAGAAAGGACUCCAAUAUACUGAAGCUGAAAUCAGCAUUGCAGAAGAUGGCACGGAAAGGACGGUUGAAGCCAUCUCAUUAAUCGACGCAGUUCUCCCUGAUUUCAUUGAGCACAAGAAGCAGGGGACAACAACUAAAGGCAUGAAUCAAUGUAAACCAGAGAAAGCUGGAGUUGAUGAUGACAAGGAGAUGAUGGAGUUGGACACUGGUAUUGAGAUACCAGCCAGCAAGUCAGUCAUCUUGAAGGGGCACGAAUCUGAAGUCUUCAUAUGCGCCUGGAAUCCCACCAAUGACCUUCUGGCUUCUGGGUCUGGCGAUUCAACAGCUCGAAUUUGGAAUCUGAACGAAUCUUCAUCGUCAACGCCAGUUUCCACAUCUGCAGCAUCCGCUUCAUCAUCGUCACUGCCAGGAGAGGCUGGAAACAGCGUAACUGCAGUCAGUUCGACAAGUGGCACGGUCAUAUCGGGGGGCUCAGCCGCUGGGGCCAACCAACUGGUACUGAGGCACUGCAUUCAAAAGGGGGGCACGGAGGUCCCCAGCAACAAGGAUGUUACAUCCCUCGAUUGGAAUUGUGACGGCACACUGCUUGCCACAGGGUCAUAUGAUGGAUAUGCGCGCAUCUGGGCAACUGACGGUCAUCUUGUCAGUACAUUGGGCCAGCAUAAAGGUCCCAUAUUUGCUCUCAAAUGGAACAAAAAAGGCAACUACAUACUUAGUGCUGGCGUUGACAAGACCACUAUUAUAUGGGAUGCCAGCUCAGGCAGAUGCACCCAACAGUUUGGCUUUCACAAUGCUCCGGCCCUGGACGUUGAUUGGAAGGAUAACAUGACGUUUGCUUCAUGCUCAACAGACCAAUGUAUCCACGUUUGCAAACUGGGGACUGAUAAGCCGAUCAAGACUUUCCAAGGCCACACUAAUGAAGUGAACGCAAUAAAGUGGGAUCCUCAAGGAGUUCUCCUGGCCUCCUGUUCUGAUGACAUGACGCUGAAGAUAUGGAGUUUGAAACAAGAUACGUGCAUACAUGAUUUGCAAGCACACAACAAAGAGAUAUACACAAUCAAGUGGAGUCCAACUGGUCCUGGCACAAACAAUCCCAAUGCAAGUCUCAUACUGGCCAGUGCUUCUUUUGACUCAACCGUUCGAUUGUGGGAUGUUGAACGUGGUGUGUGUGUGCACAAGUUGACCAGGCACUUGGAACCUGUCUACAGUGUGGCCUUCAGUCCUGAUGGGAAGCAUAUAGCCAGCGGAUCGUUUGAUAAGUGUGUACACAUUUGGAGCGUUCAGACUGGCGCUUUAGUGCACACAUACAGAGGAACUGGAGGAAUCUUUGAAGUGUGCUGGAAUUACAGAGGAGAUAAGGUGGGAGCCAGUGCAUCUGAUGGAUCGGUGUUCGUCCUGGACUUGAGAAAAUAAGCUGACAUGUGUGAUUAACUAACUCAUUUUCUAUUUAACAUUUUCAUAUUUAUUUUUGUAAGAUGAACAAUGGUUUUAAAAACAAUUAUGGUUUACUUUAAAGUUUUAGUUCAUUUCUUCAAAGCCUUCAUGGACUUCAUGGACUGUUCUCAACUUAUUUGGUUUGGUUGAGCAUAUUGAAAACUAAUUAGGAUAUAAAAAUGUAUUUAAUAAUUAACGAACGUAAAUGCAUGCUAGUGUAUCCUUUGUUUAUUUAUCAGAGUAGUAGAAGUCUGAAGUGGUGGUGAUGGAUUGAAUUAAAUAUAAAACAGCUCAAAUAUAUGUUGUUUUUUUUU